CGACCAAUCACAGGGCGGCUUUCAUUCCCCCAAGCGUUUCCGUCCUGCACCUCGAAGUCGAAGGCCGCUUGGAAAACGCUCGAAUGGGUUCGCUGAUGACUUUAACGAAACAUUCCGUGCUAUUUUGAUGGGUUUUCUUCAGCCGAUCAAUACCGCCGUUACACAAGUGGACUGAUAAAGAUUUGCACUCGGAGGUGAAGAAGAAUUUGCUGGGUUGCAACCGUGUUUUUUGUGGAUAUUGGAGUCGUCUUUCCUCUGUCGUCUUCUUGUUGGUGUGUAUGCUUUUAACAGGCUAGCGCUAGCCUCGUUUGCUGGGCUGCUUUUAGCCGCCGCCGCUGCUGCCGCCGCCGCCGCCGCCGCUGCCAUGGUCCUUGCAAGUCAAUGCGGAUGUCUCCGAGACAGUUUGUGCUAAAACGAACUCGACAAAUGGGAACAUCUAGCAUUGGCUGAACACACCGUGGCAUUAAAUCAAGACUCCGUUCACACUUUGAAGGAAAUCCCAAAUUAGGCACUGUGGACACCCCAAGAUUCUCUGGUGCUUCUCUUUUUGGAUUUUAGCGCGCUGACAUUUUCUUCUCCCACAACCAUGGAAUCGACGGUUGAUGACGAUGCAAUGGCAGCGUGAAUGAAGCUUGGCGUGGGGAGAGCUGAACGAUGCCCAAAGGUGGGGGUUCUAAAACCCCCCAGCUGGACCACUUCCCACUUAACACCGACAUGGUGGAAAAGCAGGGUGGGAAGAAGGACAAAGUGUUGUCAAAUAAGACUCCCAAAUUGGAUCGCAGCGAUGGGGUUAAAGAGAUGAAAGAGAAGGCCUCGAAAAGAAAACUGCCGUUCACAACCGGAGCAAAUGGAGACCAGAAAGACUCGGACUCAGAGAAACCAGGUCCAGAGCGGAAGCGCAUUAAAAAGGAGCCCACAAACACCCGGAAGGCAGGCUUGCCGUUUGGAAUGGGGAUGCCAGGCAUCCGGGCAGGGUACCCCCUCUCCGAGCGGCAGCAGGUGGCCCUGCUCAUGCAAAUGACUGCCGAGGAGUCCGUAAACAGUCCAGACACAACACCAAAGCACCAGUCACAGUCCAGUCUAGGUCAGAAGGGAACGCCAAACUCUGCAUCCAAAACCAAAGAUAAAGUCAAUAAAAGAAAUGAGAGAGGAGAGACUCGGCUGCACAGGGCGGCCAUUCGCGGUGAGGUACGCCGCAUUAAGGAGCUCAUCAGCGAGGGAGCUGAUGUGAAUGUAAAGGACUUUGCAGGUUGGACUGCAUUGCACGAGGCAUGCAACCGGGGAUAUUACGACGUGGCCAAGCAGCUGCUGGCAGCCGGAGCCGAGGUCAACACCAAGGGUCUGGAUGACGACACUCCUCUCCACGAUGCGUCCAACAAUGGACAUUUUAAGGUGGUCAAGCUACUUUUACGGUAUGGCGGCGACCCGCGACAAAGUAACCGAAGAGGUGAAACCCCUUUGAAUGUUGCCAACUCUCCAACGAUGCUGAAUCUGCUGCUGGGGAAAGGCACGUACACCUCCAGCGAAGACAGUUCGUCAGAAUCUUCCGAAGAGGAAGACGUUCCCUCGUGCGCCCCGUCGAGCUCGGUCGAUGGCAAUAACACGGACUCCGAGUUUGAGAAGGGCUUGAAGUUAAAAGGGAAGACUUCAGAGGCUCCCAAAUCGGCCGCCACGCCCGUCAAAGACGAGUACGAAUUUGACGAAGACGACGAGGAGGAGCGGGUCCCCCCCGUGGACGAUAAGCAUCUCUUGAAAAAAGACUUCCGCAAGGACCCCGUCACCAAGGCCAACAGUUUCAUCUCCAUCCCCAAGAUGGAGGUGAAAACCUAUUCCAAAAGCAACUCGCUCACACCAAAGAAAGCCGUCAGGCGCAUCAUCUCGGACAGCAACAGUUCGGACGAGGACGACAGGACGCUGUGUUACGCGCCGGCGCCGACGCCGCGCCAACAAGCCCUUCAGACCAACGCCAAGAGCAGAGAGACGGGGAGCCUGACUUCCAAACAGCUCAAAGAUAAAAGUAAAGUCAAAAAGAAGAGGAAGAAGGAGAGUAAAAACAACGUGGGCAAAGAAGUCCGGUUCAGCAAAGUCAACGACAAAUUCUGCACGUCCGAUUCCGACUGCGGCGAUAUGGAGAGCGAAGACGACAAAGGCUCAAACAGCAUCAAGGAGUCCUCCAUGAUGGCAAAAGAGUCUGGCGGCGGCGGCGGCGGCGGCUUCAACGCGUCCUCGCACGCCAACCUGAACUCGCAGAAACAAGCGCCGUCGUUAGCGGAGCAACACCCCAAGCAGUGGAGGACCGACGGCUGGAAGACGGUGUCGUCUCCCACGUGGUCCGACGUAAGUUCUCUGUCCGAUUCCGUCAGGACCCGUCUGUCCAGCGAGUCCGACUACUCUUCCACCGAGUCCAGCGUGGAAUCCGUCAAGCAAGUCAAGAGGAAAGGACAAGAGAACAAGAAGAAGAACAACCACGUGCACAACAGCGCGGUGGAGAAGAAGAACGCCGACGUGUACAAAAACGCCGACAGUACCGUCUCCAAAACGGACACGGACGGCAAGGUGCUGAAGAAGCACAAGGUCAAGCACAAGCACAAAAGCAAAGAGAAGGACAAAGCUCCCAGUCUGGUGCUCAAUCAGGACAUGAACGAAAAGUUUGUCAAAAGCUACUCCUUCGAUUUCGACGACUCCCGGCAAAAGUCCAUCACCGUCGAGUCGGAAUCGCAAUCCGAGAGCAAGAUCAAGUUGUCCAAACACGAAAAGGACCAUUCCAAGAAGGAAGAAAGGCUCUCCAAAAGCAAGUCGGAAGACAAAGAUUGGCCGUCGGGAAAAGACUCGCACAGGACCUCGGAAAAGGAGAAAAACAAGAAAUCCAAGGACUCGGCCAAAACAAACAAGGACGAGCGAGACAGGCCCGUCAAAUCGGACAAGGAGCGAAGCGCCAAGGAGAAACCCAAGGAGGACAAACAAAAGAACCACAAAGAGGAGAAGAAGAAAAAGUCCAAGGAGAAGUCGCGAGCCGAUCGCAAGAGUGAGCAGAAAGAGGAGAAGCAUCUCAAGGUGGACAAGGGCGGCAAGGAGGACAAGUGCAAAAAGGACAAAGUCGCCAAGGAGGAGCCCGAGUACGAAAGCUACGACGUCAACAGCCGUUUCCUCAACCUGGACGACGCCAAGCUGAGCGCCUCGGACGAGCAUCACGACCGUUGGGGCUCCGAGAUGUCCUCCGACUCGUCCCUCUACGGAGACGACAGCUGGGACGCCCCCGUCAAGGAGUACAAAGAGUACAAGGCCAACAACGCCGUCAAGCUCAUCGUGGAAACGGUCAAGGAGGAGACCAGGCGGAAGGACAAAGUCAAAGACAAGAAAUCCGAGCACGCCGACAAAAGACCGGACAAGGACGUCGCGUCCAAAAAGAAAGACAAGGACUGUUUGGAAAAGAAGAAGGACUGGUCGGACAAACAGAAAAUCAACUCGGCUCACUCUGUGGAAAAGGAGAAGAAAAGGAAAGAAUCCACGGAAACGACGGGCAAGGACAAAAAAGACUCCCUGGAUAACAGUCGAGAUCGCUCGUACGACUCGCUCAAGGAGAGGAAAGAGGGCAAGGUCAAGCAGGAGUCGCUCCGAGACGAUUACGCCAACGACGCCUUCUUCAAGGAAACCGAGCCCGUGGGGAAAUCGUGCGACGCCCGCGAACGCAAUCAUUCGGGCAAGGAGAAAGAGAAGAAGUUUGAGGCCGCGGAAAAGCGAGAGAAAACAAAAGCCGACAAGCACAAAGAGAAAAUCAAAGAAAGGGCCGCCGCCGCCGCCGAUCAGGAGAAGGACAGGAGUGACAAAAUGGCGGCGGAAAAAACGGCCAAGGACAAGGAAGCCGAGCGCAAGAAGGACGGCGCCAAGGACAAACACAAAGAGUCGCACGCAAAAGACAAAGAGCGGAAAAUGUCCUCCGAGCAGAGCAAGGACAAGAAAGAAAAGGCCUGCCAAGACAAACACAACGAGCGAGACAAGGACUUCUCCGAGCUCAAGCGAGAGGAACGCAAGCCCGAGAAGAUCCGAGAGAAAACCUGGUACAAAAUCGCCGACAUCUUCACCGACGAAAGCGACGACGAGGACGACGCCUACAACGGCGCUCUUUCGCACGCUUCCGACGCCGUCAGGAAGGACUCGCUGCCCGAUCAGGACCAGGACCUGGAUCACUUCCCCUCAGACAAAGUCCGAAAAACGUCUUCGGAGAGCAAACACGGCGCCGACAAGGCCAAAGAGCACAAGGAGAAGAAGAAGGAGAAGGCCGCCGCCGCCGCCACCUUUGACUCGGGCCGAGAGCGCAAGGGCUCCCUGGAGAAACACAACAAAGACAAGAAAGAAUGCGUCGACGUCAAACACAAGGAACGGAAAGAGCGGACGUCGCUCGAUUCCAACCAGGAGAAGAAAGCCAAGCAGAAGCUCCUGGAGGAGAAAAGCAAAAACAAAUACAAGGCGGAGAAUAAUGCCAAGGAGCGGAAAGCGUCCAAGGGCGGCGGCGGCGAGAACGAAAAGUCCCUCCUGGAGAAGUUGGAAGAAGAAGCCAUGAACGACUACAAGGACGACUCCAAUGACAAGAACAGCGACAUUUCCUCCGACAGUUUCACCGACCGAGGCCACGACGCCGUGGUCCUGGCCGGCUACUACGACUCCGUCGCCCUCGCCGCCGCCGACGACGACAGGAGGGACUCUCCGGCCGUCAUAAGCACGCCCCAGGACAAGUUCCGAGAGAGAGAACGACACCGCCAUUCCUCCUCCUCGUCUUCCAAGAAAAGCCACGACAAAGACAAAGAGAAGGUCAAGAAGGAGAAGCGCGACAAGAGCGAAGAAAUCCGAGACGUGUACGCCCGCCGCGAGAGCUUGCCCUUCGACAAAGAGCCCACGCCCCUGGAGGCCGACCCGUACACCUUCCCGUACGGCGGCGGCAAAGGCGACGGCGAAGACGACUUUGACAAGACCUUGGAGUUUGAAAAGGAGAUGUCCAAGAAGGACAAAGCCGGCGCCGUCAUCGGCGACAGAACAAAGGAGAAGAAGAAAAAGGAGAAGCACAAGGAGAAAAUCAAGGAGGAGCGCAACAAGCACCUUGACGCCUUUGGCUCGUCCAAGCACUCCAAAGAAGGAUUGAAGGACGGCCCUCAGCUUAGCCUUCUCAAAGAGAGAUCGAAAGAAGACAGCCCCAAAUUCGACUUCAAAAAGGAGCGCAACCGCGACGCCUCGGACAAAGACAACCGCUUGGAUCACGCAAAGUCCAAAACGAAAGAUGAAAACGAAAAGCUCAACCCGUCCAAAGACACGGGACGAAAAGACGGCCGCCCGCGGGAGAAACUCCUGGUGGACGGCGACUACCAAAUGACCAGUUUUGGUCAGAUGUUGAGUCUGAAAGACCAAGAAAUCGAGGAGCGUCACAAGAGGCAUAAAGAGAGGAUGAAACAAAUGGAGAAGCUCCGGCCCAAGUCGGGAGACCCCAAACUCAAAACCAAGUCCACCGAAGAAGCCCGCAAAAACCGCGCUGAGCUCUCCUCCAAGAAAUCCAGCCUGGCCGGCAGCCUGGCCGGCGGCCUGGCCGGCAGCCUGGCCGGCGGCCUGGCCGGCAGCCUGGCCGGCGGCCUGACCGGCGGCCUGGCCAGCAGCCUGACCAGCCCGGACUCCAACCUCAAAGAGAAGAAGCCGAAGGACGUCGGGCUGCCCAAGGACGCCGUCCUGCCCAAGGACGCCGCUCCGCCCAAGGACGCCGGCCUGCCGGCGACGCAGAUGGUGUCCCCCGCUCGCAAGUUCCAACCGGCGACGGACAGCCACAACCCCAAGGACUGGCUGCCCGGACAUCAAACGAAAGAGAACCUGCCCGCCUCGCCCCGCUCGGAACACAACAGGCCCACGGGCGUGCCCACGCCCACCUCCGUCAUCUCUUGCCCCAGUUACGAGGAAGUCAUGCAGACUCCCCGCACGCCGUCUUGCAGCGCCGAAGAUUACCCCGACAUCAUGCUGGACGGGCUGGACUGCCAGAACUCCUCGGCCAUGACCAUGUCCAUGAAUGCGUGUUCGCCGUCCUUCUUUGAGAGCAGGUACUCGCAAGGUUUCCAGGAAGGCACUUGCCCCACCCCGGCCAAGAAUCUCCAGCUGCCGCUCAUCGGUCGUUCGGCCUCCUCGGACGUCCGCAGACCUCUGGAAGAAGACUUCAAAAUGGAGGCCGACAAGUUCCUCCGGCAGCAUCACGACCCGUCGGCCGAAUUCGACGCCGCCUCGCAAAUUCUGGAAGAGAAAUCGCCCGGCGCCGCCGAUCGACUCCAGAGCUUGCCCUCGCCGUAUUUCUCUCCCAUGGGGUUGAUGGAGCCGAGCCACCCGACGGCCGACCUGGCCAUGCCGACGCUGCCUUGCACGGAGACGGAGCAUCUCUCCGAUAGCGUUUACGGCGGCUACUUGCCCAAGCCGUCCACGCCGGUGCACCGGCCCGAUCCGCAGGAGCCCUGCUUCGACAUCGCCGCGCCGCCCACGCCGGCGCCCGCCGCGCUGCCUCCGCUCGACAUCGACGACAUAGCGGAACCUCACCACAGCGAGCCCAACUUGGUCCUCUCGGACCUCCCGUCCGUCAUUGAGGAAAGGGACGAGGAAGAGGAGGAGGAGGACGACGAAGCGGAAGACCUGGACUUAGACGAACCCACGGACGAGGAGCAUUGCGCCGUGCACGAGAGCCGGCCGACGCGGGAGGUGUCUUCCUUCCCCGCUCAAGCUGAGGAGCCUCUGCGAAAGAGCUGGCACGUCGAGUCGCCGGAAGAAGCGGAUCCAGAGGUCCACCGUUUCACUCCGCCGCUUCCCGAAGCCGGCCACGGGGAGAACUGUUACGAGCACAGCAUGAGUUGGAACCACGACGUGGACCUUAAAUCUCCCCAUCGGACGUACGGGGAGAUCGAAGCGGCCGUCUCCAAGAUCACCAGCCCCUAUUCUCACUCGGACAGCGAUCUGCAGCACUUGCCCGGACACCCGUCCGUCACGCCUCCGUACGCCACCUGGAAUCGGUGGCACAAGGAAGAAGACCCCGAGGAUUUUGAUGAGCAGAAGGAGGCCGUGGCCGACAUUCCUUCUCUGGACAGAGCCGACGGCGCUCUGAACGACGAGCCCAAUUAUUUGAAUUCGUCCUCAUCCUCCACCAGACUGGAGUCUUUCUUCCAGGAGUGCGGCAAAUCCAAUAUUGAGGUUCCCCAGCAGAUGGACGCGGAAGCGGCGUGCGAGGAGCCCGGCAUCAGGCAGAGCUCGCAUACCUUCUGCCCCGUCGUCGACGGGCACCUGACUUUGGCCGCUGCGCCCGAGCCGGUCGUGCCUUGGGCGGAUCCUUUCGCCACCGAUGCGGAUGAGCUAGAUGACCUCGGACCCUUCUCCUUGCCUGACCUCCCGCUGCCGGAAAAGCCCGACGUCGUCGAGCACCGGGACUCGGAUUUUGCCGACCUGGACAAGACCGGACAAUGUCACAUUCGUCAUACGAUGAUGGACGUCGACGACCCGGACUUGAUGCAGGUAGACCAUUCGGGUCUUCUGGAGACCACGUGCUCCGCUCAAGACCAAAGGCCGGGGGAACCCGCCGCCGUGCAAGACUUAGCGGUCCCGCCGUCUCACAACGCCUUUGGGCAAGAGUUGGACCCGGAGCCUCAGAGCGUCCCGGUCACCAUCCCUCUGGCUUUUACGCAACCCAGCGUCAUGUUGGAAAGCAAAAUGCCGUACGGAGGCUCCGACGAGUCGGGAUCCGACGAGUCGUAUUCGUCCGACGCCAGCCAGCUCCAUCACAUCCAGAUUCACCCCGUGCCGGCCGUCGAGCCUUUGCGCUUGCCGCAAGACACCGCGGCGGCGGCGCUCGACAAGCCGGAGGUGAGGCGGGAGGACGUAUCGGAGCCCCUGAGGGAAUCUUCAUCACCCGACGGGGUUCUUCACCUCCCGGUGGCCGCCGUUAGCCCUCCCGCUUCCCUGGAGCGGCCGGAGGCUCAAGAGACGGCCGCCAAGCCGCCGGUCCCGCUAGCCCAGAGCGCAGAUGUCCCCAAAAAGGUGGAUGAAAUCCCUCAGAGGAUAACGCGCAACCGGGCCAAGAACCACCUGUCUGCGCUGGCUCCUCCCGUGAGCGCAACGUGUUCCAGCCCCUCCCUGUCCGUGACCAUCAGUCCGGUGGUGACCAUCAACGCUCUCCCUGCCAGAACGCCGACUCCCAAUUCGGUGUUGGCCUUUUCGUCGGUGAAAAAAGACAAAGAGCCGUCGCUCGGCAUCUCGUCCAGUCCGUCCAACUCCACUCUGACGCUGUCCGUACCCGCUUCUUUGAGCUCCUCGCCCACGGUGGUUCUGAGCAAAACCAGUAAAGGCCGUCCGCUCCCAGGGGAGGAAGACGACCCCGCUCAGACCCAGCACCCGCGCAAGAGGAAGUUCCCCCGUUCCACCACGCAGCAGGUGCAAGUGCAGCUGGUGAACACGGCCAUGCAGCAGACCCGCGAGAUGAUCCAGCAGACGCUGGCCGUCGUCGUCAACGCCAUCAAGUUGGACGACAUCGAGCCUUACCACAGUGACCGGUCCAACCCGUACUUUGAGUAUCUGCAGAUCAGGAAGAAGAUUGAGGAAAAGAGGAAAAUUUUGUGCUACAUCACUCCACAGGCCCCUCAGUGCUACGCCGAGUAUGUGACCUACACCGGCUCCUACCUGCUGGACGGCAAGCCCCUCAGCAAGCUUCAUAUCCCGGUGAUCGCGCCGCCGCCGUCCUUGUCUGAGGCUUUGAAAGAGCUCUUCAGGCAGCAGGAGGCCGUGAGAGGAAAGCUGCGCUUGCAGCACAGCAUCGAACGGGAGAAGCUGAUCGUCUCCUGCGAGCAGGAAGUGUUGCGAGUCCACUGCAGAGCGGCGAGGACCAUCGCCAAUCAGGCCGUGCCGUUCAGCGCCUGCACCAUGCUUUUGGACUCGGAAGUGUACAACAUGCCUUCGGAGAGCCAGGGCGACGAGAACAAAUCGGUGAGGGAUCGCUUCAACGCGCGCCAGUUCAUCUCCUGGAUUCAGGACGUGGACGAUAAAUACGACCGCAUGAAGACGUGCCUGUUGAUGCGGCAACAGCACGAGGCGGCGGCCCUCAACGCCGUGCAAAGGAUGGAAUGGCAGUUGAAGGUCCAGGAAUUGGAUCCCGCCGGGCAUAAGUCGCUGUGCGUCAACGAAGUGCCGUCCUUCUACGUUCCGAUGGUUGACGUCAACGACGACUUUGUCCUCCUGCCGGCGUGACGCCUCUCGGCGCAGCCGGCAGGAGUUACCUUCAUCCCGAUCGAUCCCUUCUUCUCAGAGAGAAUUUGUUGAACAGAACAAAUGGAAAGGGCUAGCAAAUUUGAGAAGGGCCUUCAGACAGGAGAAGAGCAAACGUACAGCGGAAGAGUGCCGAUAAAAAACAAGAAACAACAACACGCUCUCGGUUCCCUUCCUUGAAGAAGGAAACUUCUUUUUACCGGGGCAAAGAAAAUACUCAAGUUGCACUUUUGAUUCUCAGAGAUUUUUACUCCUUUUUGAAGCGGAGCAUGAAAAGCAGAAAUUGUUUUUUUGCUUUCCGGCACCGGCCCGCGACUCCCUUCCGGGUGGGAAGGGGGUUGACAGAGAUCUAUUUUCUGCAUUCAUUUUUCGGGGCUUUGCUUCAUGAAAGCGACGACCACUGGGGAGGAGCGUCAAAGAGCAGCAGUAGGAAGGAGCUGCAAAGAUGGAGCCAGCGGGCGCAGGUCCGGUCAGGAUGUCAACAAAAGCCACCGGCAGACGACGACACGUGACGGGAAUCUCCAGCGACACAGGUGCUGCCACACUGUCAAAUCCCAGACGGCAGAUGGAUACAAGUGUCUGCAAGAGAGGAAGAAACUGUUCUUUGCAGCCUCUCAGCCAGGCCAGGAGCAGGAGGAGGAGGAGCCCGGCGGCUCCCCGACCGAGGUCAGGUCCGAGAGAGAGCCUUCUCGCUCGGCAAAACGCAUCCGAGCGCCUCGGACCGCAAACGGAACGAAUGUUGACAUUCAGAGAGACUAUGGAGAAAUUGUUGUUUGUCAGGUUUCGGGCGGGCGGGCGGGCGGGGAGAAAUAUGGUUUUGCUCUAUUUCUUUACUUGGGCAUUUCAUUGUUUUGAAACACUACAGAGCCAAUAUUAGUUUAAUGGAAAAGAAAACAAAGAAAAGAAAAGUGAAAAAAAAAAAACACAAGUUGUAUUCCGUAAAUGAUGUACAGUUUUUAUAUUCGUCAACCAAUGUAUUCUUGCUGCCUUCUAGAUAAUUUAUUUUGCCACACAUUACUGCACAGUUGUAAAUAACCUAUGUACUGUAAUAUCACUCAAGUAAGUGUAAGGAAAAAGAAAAGAAAUAAAAAGUAUCUUUUUGUGUACAGUUCA
This is a messenger RNA of Syngnathus typhle (broad-nosed pipefish), 10377 nucleotides long. It is a transcript of the gene ankrd11, whose product is annotated as ankyrin repeat domain 11. Lineage: Eukaryota; Metazoa; Chordata; Actinopteri; Syngnathiformes; Syngnathidae. The transcript has 14 exons. Gene Ontology annotation, molecular function: protein binding. Gene Ontology annotation, cellular component: nucleus. The record is from RefSeq and is a predicted model, not a curated record. Gene Ontology annotation, biological process: anatomical structure morphogenesis. The coding region runs from base 655 to 9246 and encodes 2863 amino acids.